GGGCACUGGGUCAUCAGGCAUUGGAUCGUCUGGCUCGACAGCGGGCAUCGGGUCACCAGGCAUGACAGCGGGCACUGGGUCAUCAGGCAUUGGAUUGUCUGGCUCGACAGCGGGCAUCGGGUCACCAGGCAUGACAGCGGGCACUGGGUCAUCAGGCGUGAUAGGAUCAUCAGGCUGGAUCAGUUCAUCAGGCUGGGUACAGACAUCAGGCUGGGUAGGGACAUCAGGCUGGGUAGGGACAUCAGGCUGAAGUGCGGGGUGCCGAGGCACCAGGCUGAACCACGGAAGGCAGGUUCUCAGACGGCAGGCUCACCGGUUUGGAUACUGGCAGGAUGGUACUGGUUGGAAAGAAUUUUUGCUUUUUUCUGGUUUUAACUACUGGAGCACUGCAAGUAAACGCAGGUCUGCAAACGAAUGGAGCAGCUGA
Staurois parvus is the source of this 427-nucleotide messenger RNA. Lineage: Eukaryota; Metazoa; Chordata; Amphibia; Anura; Ranidae. The record is from the annotation of a GenBank genome assembly.